This is a messenger RNA of Nakaseomyces glabratus, 939 nucleotides long. RefSeq names its product type 1 serine/threonine-protein phosphatase catalytic subunit GLC7 (gene GLC7). Gene Ontology annotation, biological process: regulation of mitotic cell cycle; chromosome segregation. The record is from RefSeq and is a predicted model, not a curated record. Gene Ontology annotation, molecular function: protein serine/threonine phosphatase activity. Gene Ontology annotation, cellular component: cytoplasm; nucleus. Lineage: Eukaryota; Fungi; Ascomycota; Saccharomycetes; Saccharomycetales; Saccharomycetaceae.
AUGGAAUCCCAGCAAGUUGAUGUGGAUAGUAUUAUUGAUAGGUUGUUGGAAGUGAGGGGUUCUAAGCCUGGGCAGCAAGUUGAUCUUGAGGAGCAUGAGAUCAGACAUCUGUGCUCGAAGGCGCGGUCUAUAUUCAUCAAGCAGCCGAUUCUGCUGGAGCUAGAGGCUCCUAUCAAGAUCUGUGGUGAUAUCCACGGGCAGUACUAUGAUCUACUUCGUCUGUUUGAGUAUGGUGGGUUCCCACCUGAGUCCAACUACUUGUUUCUAGGUGACUAUGUCGACCGUGGUAAGCAAUCACUUGAGACCAUAUGUUUAUUGCUGGCAUACAAGAUCAAAUACCCAGAGAACUUCUUCAUCUUGAGAGGUAACCACGAGUGUGCAUCCAUUAAUAGAAUCUACGGUUUUUACGAUGAGUGUAAGAGACGUUAUAACAUCAAGUUGUGGAAGACAUUCACAGACUGUUUCAACUGUUUGCCUAUUGCAGCCAUUAUCGACGAGAAGAUCUUCUGUAUGCACGGUGGUCUAUCCCCAGACUUGAACAGCAUGGAACAGAUCAGAAGAGUAAUGAGACCAACCGAUAUCCCAGAUGUCGGCUUGCUAUGUGAUUUAUUGUGGUCAGAUCCAGAUAAGGAUAUUGUAGGUUGGAGUGAAAACGAUAGAGGUGUCUCAUUUACUUUCGGUCCGGACGUCGUGAAUAGAUUCUUACAGAAACAAGAUAUGGAACUGAUCUGUAGGGCACAUCAAGUCGUGGAAGAUGGUUACGAAUUCUUCAGUAAAAGACAACUGGUUACCCUGUUUAGUGCACCAAAUUACUGUGGUGAGUUCGAUAACGCCGGUGCCAUGAUGAGUGUUGAUGAGAGUUUAUUAUGUUCAUUCCAAAUCCUAAAGCCUGCUCAAAAGAGUUUGCCAAGACAACAAGCCGGUAGAAAGAAGAAAUAG